Laetiporus sulphureus 93-53 is the source of this 855-nucleotide messenger RNA. Its product is annotated as Translin. Gene Ontology annotation, cellular component: nucleus; cytoplasm. Gene Ontology annotation, molecular function: RNA binding; single-stranded DNA binding; sequence-specific DNA binding. Lineage: Eukaryota; Fungi; Basidiomycota; Agaricomycetes; Polyporales; Laetiporaceae. The record is from RefSeq and is a predicted model, not a curated record. Gene Ontology annotation, biological process: RNA metabolic process. The transcript is spliced from 7 exons. The coding region runs from base 23 to 706 and encodes 227 amino acids.
CACUCCUCUCCUCCGCACCUCCAUGGACCCACAAAACCUCGAAUACAUCAACAAGCUCCUCGAUAGGGAUGCGAAACUCAGAGAAAAAAUCAAAGACCAAGUAACAGAGUUUGACAAAAAGACGCGAACGCUCAGUGGAAUGCUCAAUAAAAUACACUCAACUCCGACUGAUCAGCUUCCAGGUCUCCUUGAAUCCGUACAGCCUACUCUGGACAGCUGCAGGGAGACGACCGCAGCUCUAGCUGCGCUGAUCCCUCCCGAUCAGUUCUGGCGAUGGAAGGAUAUGUGGUCGACGUCGUUACGCAACGCUGUCUUUGCUGCAGCCUUAAUUGAUUUCCUGCGGACUGGAAAGUUGCUUACGCUACCUCAAGCGAGCGAGGUGCUCGGAAUCCAGCAGGAAUGGCAAGAUCGAUUCGCUCUAAGCACAGAAGACUAUCUGCAUGCACUAAUUUCUCUCGUCAAUGAGUUGUCUCGUUUGGCAGUAAAUGCGGUGACAAUGGGCGACUACGAGCAGCCUAUCAGAAUCUCCAUAUUUGUGAAAGAUCUAUUUGCUGGUUUUUCCAUGCUCAAUCUGAGAAAUGAUACUUUGCGCCGUCGAUACGACAGCUUGAAGUACGAUAUCAAGAAGAUUGAAGAAGUUGUAUACGACGUUUCGCUCCGUAAGCUGGCGCCGUCUACGUCCGACAAGGACCUGGGGGCAAACUGAGAUCCAAAUUAUGGGUACCACGCUUUCGAGCGGACAAUUGCAUGUCGUUACGCUUUGCUCAUGCUUUGCCGUGUGUACAUCUGUACUACUAGUAUCAUAUACGUCCGUGUCAUCAGUACGUGCACGAAAUUUGACUGUGGAAAGCACCA